AUGGACCCACAAGCAGGAAUAUCUCAGAAGUACAUCUAAUGUUAUCCCUGGAUUGUGACAUAACAGAUAAUGACAGUAGACAGGAUUCUCCAGGAGAUAAUCCCAUUACCCCAAUUAUACAUCCAGCUCUAUCAACUAAUCCCCCUGAUCCUGGGAAAUGUUCUCCUGAUCACUCUGAUAUUGGUGCAUCUAUUACAGCUCUGAGAUUAGAUACAGAGUUUCCCUGUUCUACAGACGCCAAAUGUUUUACACAGAACACAAACCGUAUUACUCAUCAGCCAGCUAAGGCAGGUGAGAGGCCAUUUCCAUGUUCUGAGUGUGGGAAAUGUUUUACAUAUAAAUCAAAUCUUGUUACACAUCAGAGAAGUCACACAGGUGAGAAGCCGUAUUCCUGUUCUGAGUGUGGGAAAUGUUUUACACAGAAAUCAAAUCUUGUUACACAUCAGAGAAGUCACACAGGUGAGAAGCCGUAUUCCUGUUCUGAGUGUGGGAAAUGUUUUACACAGAAAUCAGAUCUUGUUACACAUCAGAGAAGUCACACUGGUGAGAAGCCAUUUCCAUGUUCUGAGUGUGGGAAUUUUUUUACAUAUAAAUCAAAUCUUGUUACACAUCAGACAAGUCACACAGGUGAGAAGCCGUAUUCCUGUUCUGAGUGUGGGAAAUGUUUUGUAGAGAAAUCAGGUCUUGUUAUACAUCAGAGAAGUCACACAGGUGAGAAGCCGUAUUCCUGUUCUGAGUGUGGGAAAUGUUUUGCAUCUAAAUCAAAUCUUGUUACACAUCAGAGAAGUCACACAGGUGAGAAGCCAUUUUCCUGUUCUGAGUGUGGGAAAUGUUUCACACAGAAAUCAGCCCUUGUUACACAUAAGAGAAGUCACACAGGUGAGAAGCCGUAUUCCUGUUCUGAGUGUGGGAAAUGUUUUGCAUCUACAUCAGAUCUUGUUAAACAUCAGAGAAGUCACACAGGUGAGAAGCCGUAUUCCUGUUCUGAGUGUGGGAAAUGUUUUGCAUCUAAAUCAAAUCUUGUUAAACAUCAGAUAAGUCACACAGGUGAGAAGCCAUUUUCAUGCUGUGAGAGAAAUAAAUCCGCUCUUGUUGAACAUAUUAGACAUUACCCAAGCACGGAACCAUUUAAAUCUUCUGGAGUAUAAUUAUCACUGUCAUGCAAUGUUCCGCAAGGGUCAAUCCUAUCUCCUAUGCGUCAUGCAAUAUACAGUCUGGUCCAUAUAUAUUGGGACAUCGACACAAUUCUCAUAUUUUGGGCUCUAUACACCACCACAAUGGAUUUGAAAUUAGACAAACAAGAUGUGCUUUAACUGCAGACUUUCCGCUUUAAUUUGAGGGUAUAUACAUCAAAAUCAGGUGAACUGUGUAGGAAUUAAAAUGGUUUUUAUAUGUGCCUCCCACUUUUUAAGGGACCAAAAGUAAUGGUACAAACUAAACAAUCCUAAAUCAAAUAUUGUAAAUCAGAUCAGUGCGAUCGUCCAGAUCAACAAAAAAUACUUUACUACUUAAUGUGGUCGCAGCCCGGAUCAGUGUUUCGUGAAUUGAGCUUUGACAUAUUUUCCAAGGGCGAUCUGAUUACCAUCUCCUAGAUGAAGAUCUGGAUACAAUAUCCAUACUGAUAUGCAAAUAUUUAUCUGGUACGCAUAUACAUUUUGUGAUAACUGAAUUUAAUCCCACAUACGGAAAUAUACUACGCUAUAUAGCAAUUCUUUGUGUCUCCUAGCAGCAUUUAGAUCCCAGUAGUAACCUGGACUAAAGAAUGGGGGAAUGAUACGCCAUGUGUCAAGCCGUAAUCCGUACGCUAUAAUCUUGUGUGUGACAAAACUAGUGAUGAGCGGAUUCGGUUUUACUCUGUUCUCAAAACGGCAUCUUAUUGGCUUACAGAUGUCAUGUGUUUUGUAUAGCCAAUAAGAUUCUGUUUUGAGAUCCGAGUAAAACCGAAUCCGCUCAUCACUAGACAAAACUGAUUGAAAAAUACUACACCAUAGUCGCUCUCUUGUUUCUUCCUUUGUUUCCAGAAUCUUAAAUCAAACUUUUACUUUUUAAUAUUUUGUUGCAAAUCCUUUUGUCAGUUACAGCCUGAAGUCUGGAACGCAUAGACAUCACCAGACGCUGGGUUUCAUCCCUGGUGAUGCUAUGCCAGGCCUCUACUGCAAAUGUCUUCAGAUCCUGCUUGUUCUUGGGGCAUUUUCUCUUCCGUUUUGUCUUCAUCAAGUAAAAUGCAUGCUCAAUCGGAUUCAGGUCAGGUGAUUGAUUUGGCCAUUGCAUAACAUUCCACUUAUUUGCCUUAAACGCUUUGGUUGCUUUCGCAGUAUGCAUCGGGUCAUUGUCGAUCUGCACUGUGAAGCGCCUUCCAGUGAGUUCCGAAGCAUUUGACUGAAUAUGAGCAGAUAAAAUUGCCCAAAACACUUCAGCAUUCAUCCUGCUGCUUUUAUCAGCAGUCACAUUAUCAAUAAAUACAAGGAAACCAGUUCCAUUGGCAUCCAUACAUGCCCACGCCAUGACACUACCACCACCAUGCUUCACUGAUGAGCUGGUAUGUUUUGGAUCAUGAGCAGUUCCUUUCCUUCUCCAUACUCUUUUCUUCCCAUCACUCUGGUACAAGUUGAUAUUUGUCUCAUCUGUCCAUAGGAUGUUGUUCCAGAACUGUAAAGGCUUUUUUAGAUGUUGUUUGCAAACUCUAAUCUGGUCUUCCUGUUUUAUUGCUCACCAAUGGUUUACAUCUUGUGGUGAACCCUCUAUAUUCACUCUUGUGAAGUCUUCUCUUGAUUGUUGACUUUGACACAUAUACACCUAUCUCCUGGAGAGUGUUCUUGAUCUGGGCAACUGUUGUGAUGGGGUUCAUGCUAUUUAGUACACUAGUAGUGUACUAAAUAGCACGAACAGCUUGUAACGUAGAGUGGCAAGUUUAAUCUUUCUAUGUAUAAUGGAGAGAAAUAAAAGCUUCUCCCUAAGUUCCUGGAUGCCAAAUCACUGUCCUUAGUAUCUCUGUACAGUUUUUUCUAUUAGAGUACUAAUUAGCAGGAACAGCUUAUAAUGUACAACACAGAUUCUCUAACGCCGACGAUCUACAGUACUGUGUUGCUCGAACAGUUAGUUGCGUCAGAAUACACUAAUUUAUAUCUACUGUUAUGUCUAUACGUGCUCAUUACCGCUGUGUAUUUUAGAUAGUGAAUGAGUCACUCCUGCAGAUUUACCCCGAUUUGUGUGAAACCUGUGUGCACCCUUCUGUUGAAUGUUUUACAAUGGAUUACACAGAAAAAAUAAUAAAGUGAAUGUCACUGGAACACAAAAAAAAUUGACACUUUGGGAAUCGAACCCGGUACUCAGCGUGGCAGACCGGAGCCUUCAUCGCUAGCCCACAGCACUGCAUGGAAGAUUCUCAAGUUCAUGUGUAAAAGUACUGCAAAGAGCGAUUCCUCCCCAUUGGUGUUUGUUUAUGCCGUUAGGGGACUCGGACACUCAUUUUGUGCACUGUACAUACUGUAAAGUCAAUGAGCUACAUUAGUUGUGUCUGCAUACACAAGUGUUUUAACACGUUCAUUUGCGUCUGUAUAAACUAUACAUACAGGGAUUUGGCAUCCAGAAACUUAGGGAGGAGCUUCUAUCUCUCCCCAUUAUACUUAAUACUACGGGAUUUGGACACUCGCAUAUCCCUAACAUCAAUAGACCAUACUGUAUCUGUAACACGUUCAUUUGCAUCUGUAUAUGCUGUACUAUUUGCACCUGUACUGUAUAUACUGUUAUAGACUUUAUGACAUACUGUAGCAUAAUGUAGCGUAAUGAGACGCACCAGUAAAGUAGUUCUUACGCUGUAGUUCAGUAUUGUAUUUUAAUGGAGACCACACGCUUGCGCAUUGGUGAUUUAAAAAAGCGACAUCCGGUGGAUGAUCUUAGGUAUUACACUCAAAGGUAACGCCAAACGCUCUGUGUGCCUUCCUACGACUAGGCGUGCCUCCUUGCGCCCAGGUACGCUGCGUAUGCCUGAUCGCGACUAACGCCUCAGCCAGCCAAGAUAACGGAGGACCCGUCUGUAUAUUUAGUUCCUAAAUAAUACAUCCCAAAUGCUUAGGUCUUCUUUCUGCUGUUUAUUUUGUAUCUUGUGCUUUGUGUAAAUGUGAAUGUCUAAUACCAGUUUCCACAAUCUGUAUUGCUGCACGACAAUAUGGCGGCCAUUGGAACGUGUUUUCACUUCUAGUUUACCUAACUUGUUGCAGACACUCAUCUUGAUAAGGAGUGUCAGAGUGUUUUCAGAUACAAGAUCCUAUCCAUAUAUACCCUGUACAUUACCAUGUGCAUUAGAGUCACCCAGGUUCCAUCUGCGUUGGUUUGUUGUAUGUUACAUCUAUAUGGUGCGGAUACUCCCCUGUAUGAUUUCAUAAUAAAAGCUUUUGUCUGCAUCUAA
Molecule: messenger RNA, 4408 nt
Organism: Pseudophryne corroboree (corroboree frog)
Lineage: Eukaryota; Metazoa; Chordata; Amphibia; Anura; Myobatrachidae
Product: gastrula zinc finger protein XlCGF17.1-like
Exons: 1
Coding region: 39-1148 (369 amino acids)
Biological process (GO): regulation of transcription by RNA polymerase II
Cellular component (GO): nucleus
Molecular function (GO): DNA-binding transcription factor activity, RNA polymerase II-specific
Source: RefSeq, a predicted model, not a curated record